Molecule: messenger RNA, 3535 nt
Organism: Manduca sexta (tobacco hornworm)
Lineage: Eukaryota; Metazoa; Arthropoda; Insecta; Lepidoptera; Sphingidae
Exons: 17
Coding region: 93-2906 (937 amino acids)
Source: RefSeq, a predicted model, not a curated record
GCGGCGCUGCAGUCGGCUGAGCGCUCGACGCGAGACGCCGACCUCGCCUCCUAACAUUACGGCGACCGCCCGCGCGGCGAUUACACGCGAACAUGCGCGGCGACCGCGCCGCCCGUGAUACGCGCCACAAUAAAGAUCACGAAAACUUAAAGUCCUCUCUAAAAAAAGGGAAUAAACCCAAAAAGCAUAGGGUUAUAUUUGAUGAGAGCGCAAAUGAAUUUUUCGAGGCCGAUUAUAUUAUUGUAGUCCGCGACGAGUGCGGCUACUCAGAUGAAGGGGAGAAUGAGGAAUGCUCGGGAUGCGGCGCGUGCGAGCAUUACCAGGAGCCGGAGCCGGGCGCGCUCAGCCCGCCGGAGGGGUACAAGGACCUGGGGCUUUUCAACCGAGACGGUACGCUGCGGGAGCAGGCCUGGUGGGAAGCCGGGGACGUGGUGCUGGUUGGCGAGCGCUCCGGUACCGUGUUCACGCCGCAACACCUGCAGCUGCUGCGGCGGCUGCAGCGCGAGCGUAUGCUGCGCUCCACCAUCUGUGCUGACUGCGAUGCCCACGCCGCUCUGCACCAGCCUCUUGAGAUGGAAUACGGCUACGAAGAAGAGGAGGCGAGUGAUGUUGACAGGGAACUGAGGCCUGUGGCUCGUCGAACUGCUAAACAUAUCGCCGCCGGUGAAGAACGCCCGCGGAUCAAUUCCAGCCAGCAAACAACGCCCACAGACGAAUGCCCGCCAGAGCUAUGCAUAGAGGAAACACAGACCGAGCUGACGGCAGCUCCACUCACAAGCGAGGAGAGCGAUACGGGCGAUAAUGAAGGUCGGCUGUCGGCGGAAAGCUCGCCGAUGCGGCAGCGGCGUGGCGGCAUAUUGAAAGGCGGGAAACUGUGGAAAUCUCUGGACUCAGACAAAGACCUCAAUGACCAGACGGACGAUCAACGAUCAACGACCGCCAGCGACGAAGACGGAUCAGUAACUCCGCGCUCGGUUCGCUUCGUGGAGAGGGCUAAAGAGCCCUCUGAGGAGGAGCCACAGAAAACCGAGCCAGAGCCGAGCCCCCAGCCCAACGUAGAAACGCCUCCCAAGGAAUACAGCUCGACUCACAGACUCGAAACUCCAUUGAUACUAACGAUCAACGCGCCGAAGCAAAACUCUGCCGUUCAGCAGCUGUUCAACAGUGGACGCCCGCCGCCGCCGGCGAUCGAGCCGCAGCUCGUCACUUCUGAAACAUUGAGAGCGUGGGAUGCCGGUGUCAGGCCGAAGAACGAGGACGCGGCGGUGCGCAGAGUCGCCGAACGCAACGCGCUCAGGUGCUCCCUGCUGCGCAACGAGGCGAGGAAAAAACAACAGCCCAAGCAAGAAACAACAUCACUCGCAGAACGCAUUCGCCUCCUCACUUGCGACGUGGAAGAUGAGCCAGAGGAGCAACGGUCCUCGCCGGCUGGAGCCAGCCUAGACAAGAUGUCUAGCAGCAGCGACAAAUCCAGCGAGAAAUCAUUCAACAGCAUCGAUAAGAACGAGAAAGCAUUCGGCAGCGCGUCAUCUAGUUCGUCAUCGUCCACGCUGUCAGCGCCGGUGCCAACCCGUCAGCAGCCGCCUGACCUUGGUGAUGUCCAUCAAGAACCAGUCAAGCCAAGAUCGGAGCCUCGAAGGCAGUUCCUGUCUACCCUCGCUCCGCUGACAGCGUGUGUCGGUAGCGUGACCCACCACGAGGGCUCCUACUACGUACCUCCCAGCGAUAGGACCUCAAGCGCGUCGGCUACACAUUUAGACUUCCAGGAACACAACGACGCUCCGGCGCCUGAUGUUGUUGCUGGGACCCCAGGUGCCGGCGAAGGUGAUGAUGGAUUGGCGGCGUUCGCCCGAGCUACCGCUCCGAGGACAGAGAGACUACGACAACGUUACGGCCAAGAGUCGCAACCGGUCAGCAGUGACGACGAACACGAUGAUUACGGUUUCCACCGACGGCCUGCUGUCCGAGGGAUAGCAAUUAAACAACAAUUGGGAGCCUCCGACGAAAUCUUACAACAAAUGCAGAACGAAUUGCAGCCGUCCCCAGGCACCACGCCCGCCCAAAUACCAGCCCACGCGUGCCAACGGACGAAUUCCAAUUACUCUUGGCAAUACUAUUCUGAAGCAAAUCUUAACUCCAGGCCGCAGAGCAGGGCCAGUGCCAAUUCAAACUGGUCGAAGUCAUCAGAUUACGUGACAGCGCGACAGUGCAGCGGCACCCCCGUACCCCAGCAGCACUCGGACUCGUGCUAUGCUCACGCACAAAAUAUGGCCUCAUAUGUCCACUACCAACAGAGGCAACAGCAGGAGAGCAUGUAUAGGAACUGCUCUCUGUACGCUAACAUUGGAUGUUCGGAUAGCAGUCAAGAGCUGUACAGCUUGCAGACGAGUUCAGAGCAAACGUCACCGGUGCGGCUGGCGCCGCGAUGUCGCCGGCCUGAGUCGCCGCCGCCGAUCCGCACACACCACCAGCUCCUAUACGUGCCUUACAAUGCGCACUACCACUACCAACAUCAUGAAUACGGAGCGCAGUGGACUGCUAACGAUUACAGCCGAAUGCACUCGUACUAUCAACAACAGCAGCAACCUCGCAGCAGCGCGAGCACCCCGCUACCGCCAUCAACGCAACCACAGCGCGCCCACUACACACACGCAUUGCAGUUGCAGACAUUAUGCCCAGCGCCUGCUAGAUACAGGCCAGUGCCGGCACCACAGCCCGGUGGUGGUAAACAAAUGAUCUGUUAUUCAGAAAAGGUGCCAGCUCCUAUGUACCAGCCGGCACCAGGCUCACCCUCGCGAGCCGCCAGGGGCGCCCCUGAAGGGGCACCCUCGGGUGUCGCGGCCCAGGCCGCAACAUCCCCAAUGGCCCCUCCUCCAAACCCAGUUUAUUACGCCAUGAAUGUCUGACGAGGGGACUAGGUGAAAAUCGUGGUGGGCCCCAACGGCGAGGUCCGUAUUACUGUUCAGCCAACAAACUCACAAAACUCAACAGAACCUGCUAAGACACUUUCAAAAUAACUACUACUUCACUGCAACAUAAUGGUGGAAGCUACUUCAUACAUUUUAUUUGUCACUACAAUUAUAACUUAAUAUAAAUAUUGCUAAUCGUAAGUAUGACCUCAUUGAAUGUUUAUUAAAAAGACAUUAUGAUAGGGCAAAGUACAUAUUUUAACGAGACAAGUUGCUUGUAUUGUUAAAAUGGAGCUAUAAACACUAAGGUGUAUCUAACAAGUACAACCCACAGAAUUCCAAAAACAAUAAGUUUAAAAUACAGCCCCACUUCCAUAAAACCAUGACAAAUUCAAAAUUGUAAUAGACACAAUCUUUGAAUGGUUUAACUUUUUAGUCAAGUACCAAAGUCUACUAAAGGAUAAUAUGAAAAUUAUAAUUUGGUUGAUAUCAGUAAACCAAAUAGUAUUGUUAUAAAGUUUAAUUUACUGUUAUGGGUAAACUGCAAAUAUUGUGUAUUAGAAUGUUGGUAAUAAUAAUAAAUUGUUAUUUAUCUAUUCUUCAACACAUAUUUAUAUAAAAAAAAU